Fusarium vanettenii 77-13-4 is the source of this 1548-nucleotide messenger RNA. RefSeq lists its product as uncharacterized. The coding region runs from base 1 to 1548 and encodes 515 amino acids. The record is from RefSeq and is a predicted model, not a curated record. The transcript has 4 exons. NCBI's taxonomy places the organism in Eukaryota, Fungi, Ascomycota, Sordariomycetes, Hypocreales, Nectriaceae.
AUGGCUUCGACAACAUCUGGACUCUUUUCUUUUUCUCAAACAGAACCAUCAGCGGACCUCUUGACAGGUUCGUCGUGGGCUACGACAGCAGAAGGACCACAGAACUUUCAAGAUUUCUCAGACAAUGGAUCUGCCCAUUCCGGAGAAGCCGAGGAGUUCAUUUUCACAUCUGGCCAGACUACCCCCCGAGGAAGCCGGGUUCACUCCCAAGGACACCAGGACAUUCAGACCAACUGGACUGCAUCCAGGACUGCUCCCGUUACCCAAGGUGGACAAGCGAUGUCCAGGGUUAACUCGAACAGAUCCAACGGCUCUGCGCUGUCACAAUCAUCACACUUGUCCAACAUGGACUUCACAGGUAAUGCUUCCGCUUUCCAGACUGGAACCCAGACCGGUGCUGCCAUGGUGGGAAUUGAUACUUGCCUCCUGGACACCGAUGCCGAUGGCAUCACGACCCAGAUCUACUGGCCUGGAUACUCCCUCGACACUGGACUGAACGGCGAUGCCACCUUUUCCCUGCCGGAUUCCAGCCCCCUCCACGUGGUCCCAGCCCACAUGCAGCUUGGCCCUGACAACAGCCUUGCCGAGAACUCUCCCCCUAGCCCCUGGGACUGCUUUUCCAGCUCCAUCUCCCGAUCUUCCUCUCCCAACACCAUUGAGGACAUAUCGGUUUCUCACAUCGUCGAUUCGUUUAGCCUUGACCGGAACCUUCCCCUGAUCUCCGAGGAUGCCAAUGGAAAGGUGAUGCCUCAGCUUGAUGACACCCUUGCCCUGCCUGCUCCUUUUGCCGGACCCCGACGACAGAACAGUGAUGGUGAGUCCGCCAGGGACCACGAUCUUUACAAGAAGGCCGCUCCCCAUGAUGAUGGACUCUACCACUGCCCCUGGGAGGGACAGCCCAGCUGCAACCACAAGGCCGAGAAGCUCAAGUGCAACUAUGACAAAUUCGUCGACUCCCACCUGAAGCCCUACCGCUGCAAGGCCGAGUCGUGCGAGGGCGCCCGCUUCUCGUCAACUGCGUGCCUCCUCCGCCAUGAGCGUGAGGCUCACGGACUCCAUGGCCAUGGUGACAAGCCUUUCCUUUGCGUCUACGAGGGAUGUGAGCGUGCCGUGCCCGGAAAUGGAUUCCCCCGCCAGUGGAACCUCCGAGACCACAUGAAGCGUGUCCACAACGACCACGGAAGCUCCAGUGGCUCGCCCACCAACGGAUCCGCCCAGCCUUCCAAGGGACGUAAGCGCAAGACUGAAGUGACCGAGACUCAGACCGCCCCCAGCCGCAAGGCGGCCGUCAAGGCCAUGCCCGUUCCCCAGGAGCCCAAGGAGUCGUCGACCCAGCCCCUUCUUGACCAGUGGAUGGAGCACCGUAAGGCCGUGGAGAACCUCUUCCAGACCCUUGUCAAGCCCGAGGAUUCCCAGAACGAACAGCACAUCGUCACCAUGAAGGAUCGCCUCACUUCCAUGAUCAAGCUCACCAAGCACAUCAACUCGCUAACCAGACGGACCCAGAUAAGCGAAACUUGUCUGCUACCAGGAUUUAUCAACAUUUGA